Messenger RNA from Manduca sexta (tobacco hornworm), 4149 nucleotides. RefSeq names its product trichohyalin. NCBI's taxonomy places the organism in Eukaryota, Metazoa, Arthropoda, Insecta, Lepidoptera, Sphingidae. The coding region runs from base 318 to 2249 and encodes 643 amino acids. The record is from RefSeq and is a predicted model, not a curated record. The transcript has 9 exons.
ACACUUCCCUUCCUUAGUGAACCGCGAACCACCGCGUAAGACGCACGCGUUUACUCAUUGUCUAAUUUGGUGAAUAAAUAGUGUUAACGAAAGCAAACUUUUUCGCUUUACAAGUUUGUUUCAAGGACAGUGUUGUUUUACAGGUCAAGUGGAUUUCUUUUUGUUUGAUUCCGGGAUUGUUUAACUAAAUUAGAAGGUCCACGGCAUAUUGACUCUACUGUACCUGAUGAUAUCUUGCGUGAACUCCUAUAACGUGUUGUUCACCAUAUCUACAAAGUAUUGCAGAAUAUCAACAAUGACAUAACAGCUCCGUCAAAAUGGCGUUACGUUUGAAAAAAGACAUCAAGAAGGCCUCCUACUACGUGUGGUUCCUGGGGGCGCAGGAGUCACGCGGCCUGAGGGGAGAGGAGUUUGCGCUGCCAGCGAUCAGACUGCUGGAAGAGAGGGCGAGAGACUUGGAACCAUUCAAGGUCACACUACAGGUGUCGCACAAAGGACUGAAGAUCAUCCAGAAUGUGACGGCGAAGGGCAAGCAGCAGACAAUCAAGCACUUCAUCCCACACGGCAGCAUCACCAGCGCCGUGGUGCAAGGAGACGUGGUGGCAUGCGUAUUGUUGCUUUACAACCCACUCACUGGAUGCCCUGUGCAUGUCCACGCUUACAGAUGCGAUUCAGACCACACCGCUGAGAUGCUGUACACGCACCUCCAGGCCCUGAUCGAACGACCAGAGAACCAGAAGAAAUUCGCGGACAUAGAACGCAAGCUACAAAUGCGGGGCGCUUUGCCAUCCAAGAAGCCGCCAGACUCCUCCCUAGGGAGCGAAGUGUCCAGAGAAUCAGAUUCUGGAAGCAAUGAGGAGAGAUGCGUCGCCAAUUUAUAUGACAGUCUCGCUGCUGAACUGAAGCAGAAGUUGUCGACAGGUAAAAAAGGUUUAGGUAAGAGUCCCAUUCUCCUACCACCUCGUGAUUACGACACGGUACACCGGCAGAAGGGGAACCUCAGCAACAUCGACACCAGAAGAUGCCUCAACCAGAAUAUCGUGGGUGUAAAUGCACGACGCAAACUUGAGUCUUCUGGCGGCAGCUCGGGUAUUGGCAGUGAUUUGGCACCUUCUCCCGAGCGGAAUGAGUACACAAGGCAGCAUGAUAACCACAGCACUAGCGAGGAAGACUGGGCCGAAAGCACAGCGUAUCUGAUGCACGAGGCGUUCGACGCGUCGCCGCGCCGCGCUGCGUCUCCUCGCCGCGCGUCUCCCGCUCGCCGCGCCCUCUCGCCUGGCUACGACCGCGCCUACAACGAUGACUUCGCCGAACAGUUCCGCGACCAGCUCGCGCCCUUCCGCGAUCAGACCUUUGAACGUCGAUUCCGGAACGAGUCGCUUGAACGCAAACCCAAAACGGAAAAGUUUGCCGACGACACCACUUACAGGAGACGGUACAUCGCUGAAGCCAAACCUUCCAACAGGAGCAUAGACAGAGUCGAGGACCGACGAUUCGGAAAACUUCAAAGGGGCGCGAGUGAAGGCAGCCUGAAAGUCGCUGAUGCAUCACCAAAAGACCGGUUCAAUGUAGCCAAGGAGAAGUUCAUGAACCUUGAGAGGGAAAGGUUCAACAGAGAGCUGGAACAGCACAUGGCGAUGAGGCGAAGUAUGCUAGAGAGGAACAGUCGCUCGACUUCUUCCCCCGAGGAGGAAAGGAGGGAUGAGCGUCAGGAGCGGAGGGACUUAAGCUCCCGGAGAGAACCGGAGCGCUCUCAUCUCGAGCGUCACAGGGAGCCGGAUAGACGCAAGGACCAGGAGAGACGCGAACUGGACACUAGGGAACUGGCUCAUAGGGAGGUUGAGAGGCUCCCGCGGGUCGGCAGGAAGCGUGAUGACGUCAAGCGUUACGAGUACGGCACUGAGGAGUACUUGAACAGGAUCGAGCCCAAGCCUCAUAGGGAAGACUUUGACAGAUACAGGGAGAACAGAGAGAGGAGGGAAUUGGACAGACGCAUCGAGGAAGACGAGAUCAUAGAGCCCAUGAUAGAAGAACGGAGAAGGGACUGGAACGACAGGCAGAGGGCGUUCAGCCGCUCCCGCCUCUUGGAGGAUCAGCGCCAGUCGUACGCGGAGGGAGACCGGGACAGGUACUACGAUAGGGACUACAGGGAUUACCGGGACCUCGCCGACAGGCAACAGACGAAGUUCCGUCACAGUUACGCGGAGCCGAUACCGAGAGGUCGCCUGGGAACCGUCCGUCCCUACUGAUAUGCCAUAAUAGAGUAGACGAAUUGACGAUAUACUUAUGUAUUAAAGUCUAUAACACUAGGAUAUCCUUGAAGACUUCGAAACGUACAAAUCGCACGGUUUUGAAGAUUUUGUUUGAAAUCUUUCAAAUGAAGCGACAUUACGACUAAUCACAAUCCAUAUCGUAUUUUUCAAUACAAUUCGUGAACAAUAUAAACAUACUUAUACUGCCAGCCUCCUGACGCAUGGAGCGAUAAUUAGGGCUUUUAAUUUGAUUACCAAUAACAAAUAUUUGAUCAAUGUUCGUAUACUUGAGAAAUAUUUGUUUCUAAUCUAGGAGUCAUGGUAUCGGCCUGUUCCUUACACCGAAACAAUUUACGUAUUUUAAAAAUUUGAACACCAAACGAAUCAAAUUAGAUAAUCAUUUCAGUGUAGAAGUAACUGAAUUUGUAUCCAUUGUCGUACUAUGAAAGUUCGUGGUCUAAAUGUUUAUUGUCUGCAAGUUCUAUUGAGAAAUAUCUUACCUGAGUUAACAUAAGUGCACUAUAUAUCAGUGCCUAGUAUAUAAAUACUCAAUGGACAGUAUACACUAUAUAACAUUGUAAAUAGAGACGGUACCUUUAUUCGUUAUAAUUGAUUAGUUUAAAUGCAUGUUAUUGUUGUAGGUAAUCUGUCGAGGUUUAUGUUAUCUAAAUUGGAUUUUCAUUAUUUAAUUUAUUCUUUAUUACUGUAUAAAUAGAGGGGUUAGUGUUCAAUAUAUUGAUAUCAAGACUAAUGCGCUGUACAAAUAGUGUUAUGUGACAUAUUUAUGGCUCGUAAUUGGCUUAUCUAUUGUAUUCAUUUCGGCCUAUAUGUUUUAUUUUUGAUAGCUGUGAGCCACCCAAAUAUAAAUAAAAGAAAAUACUUCUCCAGUAGCCAUUGUCAAUGAUCAUCAUCAUCAUCACCCGCAGGAUGUCCAGCCUAACAUGGACUUCCCCCAAAGAUUUCCAGAUCGACCUAUUGGAAGCGGCCCACAUCCAUUAUAUUAUCAUUAGCCAUUAUCAAUAUUCUUAUAAAUUACAACCCAACCUAACCUAACCUUACUCAAUAGAAAGCCGUAAUCAUUAUUGUUACUCUACUGAGCUCGAUCCAUGUAGCCGGAAUAUAUAAAGGAUUAUUUCUUGAAUACAGUCAAUAGUCGUGUGAUUAUAUAUUGAACACUAACCACCCUUAAUUGAUAGGUACUCGUCUACUAAACGUAGUCAUAUGUAGAGACCCAAGAUGGUUGAUUAUUUGUUUUAUAUGGUUGCAAUUUUGUUAUAGUUUUUGCGCCGAAACUAUGUUGCUUUUUAAUGUUAUGUAUUCAGAUCAUAAGAGUAUGGUCUGGUUUGUUUUAAAUCAGUUUUUUGUCCCUUUCCUUCUUACAUAACAUAUUUAAAAAGGAAAGAGAUGGAACGCUGAUUAAAGAUAAAUUUCUAAAAGUUUAGGUAAAUAAUAUCUUUAAUCGUCUCGUCGUUAUAUUACAAAAUAAGACUACUUUAGAAUUGAUAUAUUUACCAGCAUACCUGCUCUUAUAAACAUCGGAGAUUUAUUCAUUUAUUUAGUCUCUACAUUGUUUUAUUAGACUCCGUAAACAAUCCACCAUAGAGGUUUACAUGAAUAAUUUCUAGAAUCAUCGGGUAUAGUUAAUGUAUGGUAUUCUGGUGACCGUUAUGUUAUUUGGACAAAGUACUUCCCGUCGGAUAGAGUAAUGGUCAUGCUAAAUAAAAAGUAACCAAAACAUGUAGAAGAUAAAAGCUAAUUUUGUUCUGAAAGGAUUUAUAUUUGUAGAGAUAAUAUUUAAAAGGCAACUGUGUGCCGGCGUGAACUCCCAGUGACAAAAUCCGAUGUAUCUGAUUUGUUUUGUAAAAUAAUUAUUAAAAAUAAAAUAUUUGUAUAAAUA